ACACGUGUCCGUGCUGGUGGCGGUCCCGGCGGUGUCCCGGCCAGGCACCGUGGGCCCUGCGCCCCCCGCAAGGGUCUGCUGGUCCCUGUCUGUCCCUCCUCCUCCCCUCCCUCCUGGCAGCCAAUGCAACUGGGGAGCCAGUUGCCAUGACGACGCUCCAUCCUCCCUCCAACCUCCCUCCUCCCACCCUUCCUCUGACAGGCUCUCUGCUCCCCCAAUCCUGGCUGCCCUCGGGGGCGGGGCCCUCAUUCUUCCCCCCCCCAUCCUACCCUCUCCCCCCCCACCCCAGCAACCCCGGCUCCCCAGCUCCUCUCCUCUGUCCGCCUCUCCAUCCCUUCAUCUGUCUGUCCCUUCAAAGAGGGGGAGGGGGGUACCUGAGCCAGUAAGCAGCCCCUCCCUCCCCCUGUCCUGCGUCUCCUGCCCCUCUCCUGGGCCGGGGGGAGGCCAGGGUCGCGCGGGUCCCCAUGGCUGGGGGCUGAGGGCCCGCCCCCCCCUCCUCCCCAGCCGCCACCACCUCCACCUCCCUUCCAUCCUUGACAAGAUGCCUGCCCCCGGCGCCCUCAUCCUCCUCGCGGCCGUCUCCGCCUCCGGCUGCCUGGCGUCCCCGGCCCACCCCGAUGGAUUCGCCCUGGGCCGGGCCCCUCUGGCUCCUCCCUACGCCGUAGUCCUCAUUUCCUGCUCCGGCUUGCUGGCCUUCAUCUUCCUCCUCCUCACCUGUCUGUGUUGCAAACGGGGUGAUGUCGGCUUCAAGGAGUUUGAGAACCCUGAAGGGGAGGACUGCUCCGGGGAGUACACUCCCCCGGCGGAGGAGACCUCCUCCUCACAGUCUCUGCCUGAUGUCUACAUUCUCCCGCUGGCUGAGGUCUCCCUGCCGAUGCCUGCGCCGCAGCCUUCACACUCAGACAUGACCACCCCCCUGGGCCUUAGCCGCCAACACCUCAGCUACUUACAAGAGAUUGGGAGUGGCUGGUUUGGGAAGGUGAUCCUGGGAGAGAUUUUCUCCGACUACACCCCAGCCCAGGUGGUGGUGAAGGAGCUCCGAGCCAGCGCGGGGCCCCUGGAGCAGCGCAAGUUCAUCUCGGAAGCACAGCCAUACAGGAGCCUGCAGCACCCCAACGUCCUCCAGUGCCUGGGCGUCUGUGUGGAGACACUGCCCUUUCUGCUGAUCAUGGAGUUCUGUCAACUGGGGGACCUGAAGCGUUACCUCCGGGCCCAGCGGCCCCCUGAGGGCCUGUCCCCUGAGCUGCCCCCACGGGACCUGCGGACACUGCAGAGGAUGGGCCUGGAGAUCGCCCGCGGGCUGGCACAUCUCCACUCCCACAACUACGUGCACAGCGACCUGGCCCUGCGCAACUGCCUACUGACCUCCGACCUCACCGUGCGCAUCGGAGACUACGGGCUAGCCCACAGCAACUACAAGGAGGACUACUACCUGACCCCCGAGCGCCUGUGGAUCCCGCUGCGCUGGGCGGCGCCCGAGCUCCUUGGGGAGCUGCACGGGACCUUCAUGGUGGUGGACCAGAGCCGCGAGAGCAACAUCUGGUCCCUGGGGGUGACCCUGUGGGAGCUCUUCGAGUUUGGGGCCCAGCCCUACCGCCACCUGUCAGACGAGGAGGUCCUCGCCUUCGUGGUCCGCCAGCAGCACGUCAAGCUGGCCCGGCCCAGGCUCAAGCUGCCCUAUGGGGACUACUGGUACGACAUCCUUCAGUCCUGCUGGCGGCCACCUGCCCAGCGCCCUUCGGCCUCUGACCUCCAACUGCAGCUCACUUACCUGCUCUCUGAGCGCCCCCCACGGCCCCCGCCCCCCCCACCCCCACCCCGAGACGGUCCCUUCCCUUGGCCCUGGCCCCCGCAGCACAGCGCGCCCCGCCCGGGGACCCUCUCCUCACCGUUCCCCCUUCUGGAUGGCUUCCCUGGGGCCGACCCCGACGACGUGCUCACGGUAACUGAGAGCAGCCGUGGCCUCAACCUUGAGUGCCUGUGGGAGAAGGCGCGGCGGGGGGCCGGCCGGGGAGGGGGGGCGCCACCCUGGCAGCCGGCGUCCGCGCCCCCAGCGCCCCAUGCCAACCCCUCCAACCCUUUCUAUGAGGCGCUGUCCACGCCCAGCGUGCUGCCCGUCAUCAGCGCCCGCAGCCCCUCUGUGAGCAGCGAAUACUACAUUCGCCUGGAGGAGCACGGCUCCCCCCCAGAGCCCCUCUUCCCCAAUGACUGGGACCCCCUGGACCCAGGAGUGCCUGCCCCCCAGGCCUCCCAGGCCCCUUCCGAGGUCCCCCAGCUGGUGUCCGAGACCUGGGCCUCCCCCCUCUUCCCUGCAGCUCGGCCCUUCCCGGCCCAGUCCUCAGCAUCAGGCAGCUUCCUCCUGAGUGGCUGGGACCCCGAGGGCCGAGGCGCCGGGGAGACCCUGGCGGGAGACCCUGCCGAGGUGCUGGGGGAGCGGGGUACCGCCCCGUGGGCAGAAGAGGAGGAGGAGGAGGAGGAGGGCAGCUCCCCGGGGGAGGACAGCAGCAGCCUUGGGGGUGGCCCCAGCCGCCGGGGUCCCCUACCCUGUCCCCUGUGCAGCCGGGAGGGGGCCUGCUCCUGCCUGCCUCUGGAGCGGGGGGAUGCCGUUGCGGGCUGGGGGGGCCACCCCGCUCUUGGCUGCCCCCAUCCCCCAGAGGACGACUCGUCCCUGCGGGCAGAGCGGGGCUCCCUAGCCGACUUGCCCCUGGCCCCCCCCGCCUCGGCCCCCCCCGAGUUUCUGGACCCCCUCAUGGGGGCGGCGGCGCCCCAGUACCCCGGGCGGGGGCCACCUCCCGCUCCCCCCCCCCCGCCGCCACCUCCCCGGGCCCCCGCGGACCCGGCCGUGUCCCCCGACCCUCCCUCGGCCGUGGCCAGUCCCGGCUCAGGCCUGUCAUCUCCGGGCCCCAAGCCGGGGGACAGCGGCUACGAGACCGAGACCCCUUUUUCCCCCGAGGGAGCCUUCCCAGGCGGGGGGGCAGCCGAGGAGGAAGGGGUCCCUCGACCGCGGGCUCCCCCCGAGCCCCACCCGGGAGCGCCCCGGCCACCCCCAGACCCGGGUCCCCUCCCGCUGCCGGGGACCCGGGAGAAGCCGACCUUCGUAGUUCAAGUGAGCACCGAGCAGCUGCUGAUGUCCCUGCGGGAGGACGUGACAAGGAACCUCCUGGGGGAGAAGGGGGCAAACCCCCGCGAGACGGGACCCAGGAAGGUGGGGAGAGGUCCCGGGAACAGAGAGAAAGCCCCGGGCCCGAGCAGGGACCCCACAGUCCUGGGCAGCGGGAAGAAAGCCCCAAGCCCGACCGAGGACCCGAGCCUCCCCGUGAACGGGGUGACAGUGUCGGAGAACGGGGGACAGAGAGCCCCAGGCAUCGAGGAGAAGGUGGCGGAGAACGGGGCCCCAGGGACCCCCGAGAGAGAAGAGAAAGCGCUGGAGAAGGUGCUGGAGAAUGGGGAGGUGACACCACCAAGGAGGGAGGAGAAAGUACUGGAGAAUGGGGAGCUGAGGUCCCCCGAGAGAGAAGAGAAAGUGCUGGCGAAUGGGGGCCUGACACCCCCAAAGAUCGAGGAGAAGGUGUCAGAGAAUGGGGGCCCGAGACUGCCCAGGAACACGGAGAGGCUGCCGGAGACUGGGCCUCGGAGAGCCCCAGGGCCCUGGGAGAAGGGGCCCGAGAGUGGGGUGUCAGCCCCAGAGACCUCGCUGGAGAGAGCCCCCGAGCCCGGCGCGGUGGCCUUGUCCCGGAACGGCGGGGCGACAGCCCCUGGCCCCACUGGCCCAGCCCCCAGGAGCGGGGUGCUGGAACCCGGGACCGAGAGGAGAGCCCCCGAGACUGGGGGGGCACCGAGAGCCCCCGGGGUUGGGAGGCUGGACCUCGGGAGUGGGGGCCGAGCCCCAGUGGGCAUGGGGACGGCCCCCGGCGGCGGCCUCGGAAGCGGCGCGGACGCAAAGGCCGGAUGGGUAGACAGCACGAGGCCACCGCCGCCACCGCCGGAAGCACAGCCGAGGAGGCCGGAGCCAGCGCCCCAGAGAGCCAGGCCGGAGGUGGCCUCCGAGGGAGAGCCCGGGGUCCCAGACAGCAGGGCCGGCGGAGACACAGCACCCAGCACAGACGGGGACCCCCCCAAACCCGAGAGGAAGGGCCCCGAGAUGCCACGACUGUUCUUGGACUUGGGACCUCCUCAGGGGAACAGCGAGCAGAUCAAAGCCAAGCUCUCGCGGCUCUCUCUGGCGCUGCCGCCGCUCACGCUCACGCCGUUCCCGGGGCCGGGCCCGCGGCGACCCCCGUGGGAGGGCGCGGACGCCGGGGCGGCUGGCGGGGAGGCCGGCGGGGCGGGGGCGCCGGGGCCGGCGGAGGAGGACGGGGAGGACGAGGACGAGGACGAGGAGGAGGACGAGGAGGCGGCGGCGGCGGGCGCGGCGGCGGGGCCGCGGGGCCCCGGGAGGGCGCGGGCAGCCCCGGUGCCCGUCGUGGUGAGCAGCGCCGACGCGGACGCGGCCCGCCCGUUGCGGGGGCUGCUCAAGUCUCCGCGCGGGGCCGACGAGCCCGAGGACAGCGAACUGGAGAGGAAGCGCAAGAUGGUCUCCUUCCACGGGGACGUGACCGUCUACCUCUUCGACCAGGAGACGCCAACCAACGAGCUGAGCGUCCAGGGCCCCCCCGAGGGGGACACGGACCCGUCAACGCCCCCAGCGCCCCCGACGCCUCCCCACCCCGCCACCCCCGGAGAUGGGUUUCCCAGCAACGACAGCGGCUUUGGAGGCAGUUUCGAAUGGGCGGAGGAUUUCCCCCUCCUCCCCCCGCCAGGCCCCCCCCUGUGCUUCUCCCGCUUCUCCGUCUCGCCUGCGCUGGAGACCCCGGGGCCCCCCGCCCGGGCCCCCGACGCCCGGCCCGCAGGCCCCGUGGAGAACUGACUCCCCGAAGA
Messenger RNA from Felis catus (domestic cat), 4917 nucleotides. RefSeq names its product lemur tyrosine kinase 3 (gene LMTK3). Gene Ontology annotation, biological process: protein phosphorylation. Gene Ontology annotation, molecular function: ATP binding; protein kinase activity. The record is from RefSeq and is a predicted model, not a curated record. NCBI's taxonomy places the organism in Eukaryota, Metazoa, Chordata, Mammalia, Carnivora, Felidae.